AUGAUCAGGGGUCGUUUCGUUCGACGGCAUGGAAAAUACAUCCGGAAACAACCAGAAACCACAUUUGGUUCACAAGAAACUUUGCAUUCGGGCAAAGCAAACAGCCUUAAUUCUAUGCUGUCCGCCGUUGGGUACAACCGUGCUUUUCUGUCCUUCAUGGAACUCCCCAUGCGCAAGGAGAUGGCUUCUCAGGAUACCCCCGUCAAAACAAAGAUAGCAAAUGCUCCAUCACCACAUUCACCCAUAAAGCCGACUGAGAAAACUAAUGCGCAUUUGCUUAUCACGUUGCUGGGAACAUCUGAUUCAUUUUCAGUAGCUUAUGCUCCCAUCUUUUAUUCUUUCACAUUUGAUUCAUUCCCGGUGGCUUGGGAGUCUUAA
This is a messenger RNA of Ambispora leptoticha, 378 nucleotides long. NCBI's taxonomy places the organism in Eukaryota, Fungi, Glomeromycota, Glomeromycetes, Archaeosporales, Ambisporaceae. The record is from the annotation of a GenBank genome assembly.